Messenger RNA from Scylla paramamosain (green mud crab), 4578 nucleotides. RefSeq names its product toll-like receptor 13. NCBI's taxonomy places the organism in Eukaryota, Metazoa, Arthropoda, Malacostraca, Decapoda, Portunidae. The transcript is spliced from 11 exons. Gene Ontology annotation, biological process: inflammatory response; immune response; toll-like receptor signaling pathway. Gene Ontology annotation, molecular function: protein binding; transmembrane signaling receptor activity. The record is from RefSeq and is a predicted model, not a curated record. Gene Ontology annotation, cellular component: plasma membrane. The coding region runs from base 741 to 3671 and encodes 976 amino acids.
CGUGGGGAGACGCUGUAGCAGCACCCUGUGGGUGGUGGACGCAGGUGGCGCAGCGCCCAGGCCUGCAGCGGGUGCUGGCGGGGCUCAGCGGGCGGUGCAGUGGAGCGCCGCCACCUGCUGAUAACACACACUGUUUUUGGCCAGAUAAGCCUUUUUACUAUCAGCCGAGAGCUUCCACUGCCAGUGUCCCUCCGCGUGUGCCAACCGCUAGCCGUGCCGCACCCUUCAGGCUCUGCCACUGUUAUCCUUCGUUUGUCUGCCCCUCCCACCUCGUCCCGCUCCGGCCGGAGGCUCUCCUACCGCCCGUGUUGGAACUACAGUCUGCUAGGCACCGUGCCCUGGGGCGCGCCAGCAUGGCGGCCCUACCCACCCCUGCGUCUCCACCCGUCAGAACUGGUUCCCUCACUACAGGUCCCACCGCCGUGACUUCUGCCCCCCAGGUCGUAAUGUGACCCCUCCUCCUCUACGACUGUGACCCAUUACUGGUACUUGAGUGGUUAAGUUGGUGCUGAGGUGAAGUGAUCCUAGACAAGUGACCCGUAAGUGUGGUGACCCAGAGUGGCCUAGAGUGGCCCGAAGGUCCAUCGGACGAGUGGUGACAGCCGGCCACCGAUAGCACGAUAAGUGGUACCGACCUGAUUAAGUGUCGCGGCGCAGAGACAGUGGCACAGGGGGUGACGGCCCCGGUGGGGCACCUGAAUGGAGGACGCGCCCCCCGCCGCCUGUCAGGGCCUGGACACAUGGGGAUUGAUGCGAGGCGCGUCACGCUCUGCUCCGGCGGGAGUGUCUCCGCCCUCCUCGGCCUGCUGCUCCUGGCGGCGGCGGCCACCUCCCAGGCGGCCGCCAUCCGUGGCACAGAGUCCCCGGCCACUAUCCAGGACCCACCGCGGCCUGGCACCACCCCGAGCAGUGUGCACCACGCGGCCCUCAACAUCUCGGCGAAGCCAACACCCGUAAGCAGAAACGGCGUGUCCUUCCGCGAGCUGUGCAACACCAAGGUAAGGUGGGCGCCGCCGCCCCAUCACGUGGACCAUGACCUGGAUCCCCUGCACAAGUACUUGCCGCCGGCGUGGUCCACUCCUGCUGCGAGUGAGGCCGAGACGCCCGCCACGCGGGUGGGGUCGUCGCUGCCCGAGGGAUGCCACGACGUGGGCCGCGUGGGCCACAAGACGCUGCGGUGCACGGGCACCAACCUGACGCAGAUCCCGGACCUGUCGCUGGAGCGCAACGUGGACUCGCUGGUGUUCCUGGAGACAGGCAUCCAGGUGGUGAGUGACGUGCGCCACCUGCCGCGCUCCGUGCGUGACCUCACCUUCUCCCACGGCCCCCUCGUCACCUUCAACGGCCUCAGGUUUUACCAGAUCUCCGGCCUGGACUCACUCACGCUGGAACACAACACACUCAGCACCUGGAGCUUCGUCACCGCCUUCUACUCCCCCGACGCGCCCAAGAACGCCACCAUCCGAACCCUGCACCUACAGAACAACCUCAUUACCUACCCGCCUGAGCCAAUAGGAAGUAACGAGUCUGUGCUGCCCCUGCUGGAGACACUCGUGAUGAGCAACAACCCGAUGUGUAACCUGCCCGGCAACUUGUUCCUGCCACUCUGGGCCAGCAAACUCACCACACUACUCCUCAGAAACUGUUCCCUCUCCCAGUUCUACGGGUCGCCACUGGAGCCGGUGUCUGGCAUACAAGUGCUGGACCUGAGCAACAACCCAGGCCUGUCUAACGAGGAGCUGUACGAGCUGUUUGGGCCGCUGAGCGAGGGGCGCCUCAGGGAGCUGUACCUGGCUAACAACAAUUACGUCAUCGUUCCUACUGAGGCCCUGAAAGUGGUAAGUGGCGGCCUGGAAAAGCUGGAUCUUCACGGGGCAGCCUUCCAGUGCCUCGACAACACCUCCUUCCCACUCCUGCCGCGCCUCAAGGAUCUUAACCUCAUGUACUGUCGCAUUGCAGCGAUACGUCCACAUUCCUUCGAGGUCUUCCCGGUCCUCGAGGUUCUCCAUCUGGACGGCAACGCUCUCAUCACUAUCCCGACAGAGGUGCUGCUACCCACGCUCAAGGUGUUGACAAUGAAUGACAACCCGAGGAGCACCGGUGACGAGGACGUGGCCGCCUUCAGUAUGGACUACGUGGACUUCAGGAACAUGGAGCAGCUCACCAACGUCACUUUCAAAGGGGUCCCCCUCGGCUACGUGGAGAAACAGAACUUCAAUGACCUGCGCGGCCUGCUUGACCUAAGACUGACCUCGUGCAAGAUUAAAUAUAUCGAGGCUUUCAGCUUCGUGAAUCUGACGCUGCUACAGCGCCUCUACAUCAAUAACAACCAUCUGGAGGUGUUGCUCAACGACACCUUCGCAGGACUCGUCUCACUCAUCCACCUCGACCUCUCUGACAAUAAGAUAACCUUCCGGUCCAGCUUCGAUAUCUCACUGUCACGUGGGAUGCCUGCCCCCACUGGUGGAAAGGUGUCGCGCGCCCUGGCACUGGUCGACCUGCCCAUGGCGUUGGCAUCGUGGAUACAGAGUGGCAGCGGGGAGCGCAGUUUCCACACAGGAAGGGACACAGCCGUGAGGAAGCCAAGCUCACAACAACCGUCUCUUCCCUUCGAGGGCCUAACGGCACUGCGGCACCUCGACUUAUCCAACAACGGAAUCCGUUACCUAACGGCGAGCCAUUGGAGGGACCUGCAGCAGCUGGUGAGGCUGACGCUGAUGAACAACAACGUGCAAGAGUGGUAUUACCACGUGUUCUACAACCUGAGCCACCUCAGCGAGCUGGUGUUGUCGUACAACUCUCUGAGCCUGAUCACGGAGGCAAUGUUGGAGGACUUCUCGCUGGACAGCCUGACGGUGGUGGAUCUGAAGCACAACGCCUUCCAGUGCGACUGCUCCCUCGCCAAAUUGAAUGGCAGCAUCAACACAUCCAUCUUCCUGGACUUCUCCUCAUACAGCUGCUCGCAGGAAGGCCACGACUUGUCUUUUGAAGAAUUUACAUCCACCGCUGUCUGCCCGUCACACGCCCAGAACGAGAACGUGGUGGACGAUUCCGCAACAGGCAAGACAGAAAUUAUUCUCAUCUCAGUCUCCUUACUGCUUUCUGUCAUCACCUCAGUCACCCUGUACCGCAAGCGAUGGUACUUGCGUUACUUGGUGUACAAAGUGAAAAUGAAGACUGACCAGCACAAGGAGGACGCCGACCACUACCUGUACGACAUCUUUGUCUGCUACUCCCAGGCGGACCGCCAGUGGGUGUUCGAGCACCUGGUUGCCAGACUGGAGGACGGGGGCAGGUACCGCGUGUGUGUGCACGAGCGGGACUUCACGGUGGGCCAGGAGAUAACAGAGAACAUCAUCAACUCAAUAGAUCGCUCCAGGAAGGUGUUGGUGGUGCUUUCGCCGGCCUUCGUAGACAGCAGUUGGUGCAUGUUUGAGCUGCAGCUGGCCAGCCACAAGAUCCUAGAUGAACGAAGAAACAAGCUGAUCCUGGUGCUCCUUGAGGCCCUAUCGUCUCACCGCCAGCCCAAGAAACUGCGCUUCCUCCUCAAGAGCCGCACUUACCUGGCCUGGCACGCAGACCCCGAGGGUCAGCGGCUCUUCUGGGUGCGGCUGCAGCGAGCGGUGACCAAGCCCACGGCGAGUGAGAUCCUUGAGUUCACCCACAUGUAGCCGCAGCCAGGGACAGGUGCUCCUGGCGGCUCCACAAACCAUGCUGUUGGUGUGCUCACUACCUCUUGGGGCCUAGUUGACAAGCGUUUUGCUGUUGUUUCUAGGAAUUCCAAGCUUCGGCACACGUCCUUCAGGAGCAGUGGGGAGCUACACUUCCUCAUCUAGUCUUAUCUUCGGGGUUUUUAAAAUUCAAGGUGCAAAGUAAUGAAUCUCAGUAGUUAGAGCACCGGGCCGUUGCCCAGCCGCGGCAGAACUGCGCAGGGUCGCCGCUCCACGCGGCCCAUCACUCGACUACUGCGCCAGGCCUACACGUCAUGCCAGGAAUAACUUUCCUGAAAUUAUGUAACUCAUAACUUAAAUAACUGUGUGCUGAUACAUCGCCUGUCUCCAUUCGUUUGUCGUGCCAUGAGGCAGCCUUGUAGUUUGGCCUCAUACCACGUACUGGUCUGGUAUAAACCCAAGAUACUGCUCAACAUGGUGCCAGGACAGGGUCGGGGUGGCCAGCCUUCAGCCUCGCACUGCCAUAAAACUGCUUUGUGUGUAUACUCAUUACUGGUGACUUAAGUUUGACCGGCAGCUGAGGAGGCAGAAGUAGCAGAAGCCUCCCCAGGCCACUGGACGCUGUCACUGAUGCUAGCGGCGCUUCAUGCAGUGGGUACUUUCCCGCACCAUUCCCAUCACUGGGGCGCCCAACCCUGAGCGUAACCCGGUAACUUUAGCUCCUUAUAACUUGAAGCUAUAUUUAGUUCAACGUGGAGGUGACAGAUCAGUGCCCGUAUGGGCCGUGUUGAGCAACACGUCAAUGUAUGUUGUACACUGCCACCCUUGUGGGCAAGGCAACUAAGUUUUACCUGACAAUACUUAUAUUACUUUAUGCUAGGUGUAUCUAAUUAAAGAUUUAUUUGGG